Messenger RNA from Aureobasidium melanogenum CBS 110374, 1593 nucleotides. Its product is annotated as MFS general substrate transporter. The transcript has 4 exons. The record is from RefSeq and is a predicted model, not a curated record. Gene Ontology annotation, biological process: transmembrane transport. Gene Ontology annotation, molecular function: transmembrane transporter activity. Lineage: Eukaryota; Fungi; Ascomycota; Dothideomycetes; Dothideales; Saccotheciaceae. Gene Ontology annotation, cellular component: membrane. The coding region runs from base 1 to 1593 and encodes 530 amino acids.
AUGGCAACACAGGGGCUGGCCAUCCAAAGCUACUAUCACCAACAACACAGUUACACAGAGCAUCCAGAGGAUAUAGCAUUGAGCGACCUAAGCCAUCAGGCUUCCUUGCAAUCGCUCGACAAUCAUGACGAUGAUGAUGACGACGACAAUUCCAGUGUACACAGCUUUGAGCUCUACACGCCAGACGAAGAGAAAUCCUUACUCAGGAAACUGGACACUCGUCUUGUAUUAUUCCUAGCACUCUUAUACAUGUUAUCGUUCCUAGACCGGUCAAAUAUCGGAAAUGCGAAAGUGGCAGGCCUGUCAACAAGUCUGAACCUCAGUUCAACGCAGUUCGAGUGGUUGUUGACGGGCUUCUACAUGUCUUACAUCUGCUUUGAAUGGAUGACUCUUUUAUACAAGAUCUUUCCACCACAUGCAUAUAUCUCAAUAUGUGUGCUAGCUUGGGGUUGUCUUGCGUCCCUGCAAAGUGUCAGUACAGGAUUUGGUUCGAUGUUAAUACUCAGGAUCCUGCUUGGGAUAAGUGAGGCAGCAUUUGGUCCUGGAGUGCCUUUUUAUCUGUCAUUCUUCUUCAAGAGAAACGAACUUGCCUUUAGGACUGGAUUGUUCAUCUCAGCUGCACCUUUAGCCAGCAGCUUUGCAAGUACGCUAGCCUUUGCCAUCGUCAAGCUUGGGAAAAACACGGCCAUCGAGAGCUGGAGGAUUUUAUUUAUCAUCGAAGGCUUCCCCAGCAUACUUGUCGCUGUAUGGGCCUGGUAUGUGAUUCCAGACUCGCCGUCAACCGCGCCAUGGCUCUCAGCUAGACAGCGACAUAUAGCAACCUUACGAUUGCGCAAACAAACGGAUACAUCCCAAAAUGAUACUUUUGGGAAUAAGCAACCGAAGAGAUUUGACUGGUCUGCUGUGCGCAACACUUUGCGCGAUCCAAAGAGCUACUUGACCGCUGGCUGCUUCUUCUCCUUGAAUGUUGCCUUUUCUUCAAUGCCUGUGUUUGCACCGAUCAUCAUUCAGAAUAUGGGAUAUUCAGCCAUAAAGGCUCAAGGCCUGGCUGCACCUCCACACCUUUUCGCCUUCGUCGUGGUGCUUGUCACCUCGGUCAUCUCUGACCGACUACAAUCUCGUUCGAUCCCCAUCAUAAUUCACGCCAGUUCGGCGCUGAUCGGGUAUCUGUUACUCGCACUUUCUCCCAUACUACAUUUGUCAUCUACAGCACAAUAUAUGUGCAUAUUUCCGAUAACCUCUGGCUUUUUCAGCGCCGUCACAACCGUCAUUGUUUGGACCGUCAACAACCAGCAAAGCGAAGAAGGGCGUGGUAGUAAUGUCGCACUCCUGAAUGUCAUCGGCCAGUUGGGACCUCUUCUUGGGACGCGACUCUAUCCAGAAUCUGAUGCUCCCAAUUACAGAAAAGGCCACGCCUUGUGCGCUGUCUUUAUGGGCUUAGUUGCGGUGUUGGCUACAAUCCUGAGACUCCUUCUUGUUAGAGCUAAUGCGUCUUUGCGCGAAGGUCGUACUUCAGCCAAGGAAGAGGGCGCGGCUGUACCGCUGGUUGGGGGUCACGGAGUUUCAACAGGCGAUUUCGAGUACAUGCUUUAG